UUGUGAAAACGUAGUUCGAACAGACCGGUAUCUGACUUUUAAUAUUUUGUCCUUUUAUCAUUGUUGGUUUCUUUUAUCUUGAAUGCUGAUUCGCAUGGUAUAUUCGUUUAUCAUAGUUAGCUGUAAUCGGGAAUGAUGAUGUCCCCAGGAUCGCCAUUCGCUGCCGAAGACGACAGUAUCAUAAAACAACUAAUAUUCAGUGACAGUGAAGAAACUGAUGACCAUGGUGACGAUUCAGUUCCACCUGCAUUAUACACAUCUUCUCCAGUAAAAACAGCAGGAAGCAGCCGGAUCGAAGCAAAUACGAGUUUGUCAUCGGGGAGUGAUGAAGAUCGUCUCAAUUCAUCAACCGAUUCAAUGACGAAUAUGAAUAUAAGUAUGAAAAGACCCGCUUUGAGACAGAUACGAUCCAAUGAAGACACUACACCCCCCUACCGAAAAGUGAGGGCCUUGAGACUCUUCGGGUCGCCGAAGUCUCCUAAAACUCUAUUGAUACGGUCCGAACUGUCAACAGUUGAAUGCAAUAGGACAAAAACGAAACUGUUUGCAACGGACAAAAAUCACAAUUUACUUCAUACAAGAAAUACGCCGAUCACAUUUCGAUCGCCACAGUUAGAAGCGAAUAUUAAUCCUUUCUAUACUUUUGAUAUAUUGCCAACUUCUUUGGGAAAGAGACGACGUGAUGAUAGCGGACUAAACGAGACUUUGAAUGAGUCUUCAGAAAAAAGUGACAAUGAAUUGGAAAAUGAAAUUCAGCCUACAAAGCGUUUUCAUUCAGCAACGGUUCCAUCUCGCUAUGAAUCUGAGUUCCUUGAGAUUGAAGAGAUUGGAUCUGGAAUGUUCGGUAGCGUUUACAAGUGCAUCCAUCGCUUGGAUGGCUGUUUGUAUGCUAUUAAAAAGUUGAAGAAACCCCUUAAAGGCACUUCUGAUGAGCGUGCAGCUUUAAAAGAAGUGUAUGCUCAUGCUGUAUUAGAUCAUCAUAAGCAUGUUGUACGAUAUUAUUGUGCCUGGGCUGAAAAUGGCCAUAUGUUAAUUCAGAACGAAUACUGUAAUGGUGGUACUCUAGCCCAAGCAAUUGAAGAAAGACUGAAGAAAAAUGAACGUUUUCCUGAAGCAGAAGUGAAACGCAUACUUCUCCAUAUUGCACAGGGUUUACGCUACAUACAUUCCUUGAAUCUAGCUCAUUUAGAUAUUAAACCUGGUAAUAUCUUUAUUUCUAAGAAAAACAGGCCUGUCCCAAUAUCACCUACAUCUUCUUCUGAUGAUGGUUUUGAAGAUGGUGAAUAUGAUGAUGAUCUCACUUAUAAAAUAGGGGAUUUAGGUCAUGUCACAUCCACUGCUAAAGUUCCUGAUGCACUAGAUGAAGGAGACUGUCGAUACAUGCCUGCUGAACUCUUGCAGGAUAAUUAUAAACAUUUGCCAAAAGCUGAUAUAUUUGCUCUGGGACUAACUAUAUAUGAAGUGUGUGAUGGAGGACCAUUACCAAAGAAUGGUGAUGAAUGGCAUUCCAUUAGAGAAGGACAUUUACCAUAUCUUCCAUAUUAUUCCAAAGAAUUGAACAAGCUUCUUAAGCAAAUGAUACACCCUGAUCCUGAACUACGACCCACUAGUGCAGCCUUAGUCCAUGAUAAGACUUUGGUUCCAUAUGGUCGCAAAACCAAAGAGCAAUUACACAAAGAAUUGGCAGCUGAGCAACAGAAAAACCAUUUACUUUCAAUACAACUUCAAGUGGCAACAGAAUUAAAUCAGUUAAAUGAUGAAUGCAACAAAAAACGCUUGACCAGGUUGGUUGGAGGAAAAGUGAAUCGCAGCAGCAGUGUCACAAUUUUUUGAACCAGUUCCAGAGUUUUUAGAUGCUAAACCACUCUUCAUAUGUAAAUAAAAUUUCACAGUUAUUUUGAUAAAUGCAAUUUGAAUGUUCAUGUGCCUUAAUUGUUACAUUUGAAAAUAUCAAUAUUUGUACUUUAAUAUACAUUCCCCAGGUUCCAGCCUGUUUGACAAUUCUUUUGAAAUAUAUAUUUAUUCAUCUUGCAUUUUGUACAUAAUAGUUGUUAAGUGGACUUGUUCAUAUAAAUAUUUUCUUUAAUUGAUAAAAUGUGUUUUAGAUCUUUGCAAUUAUUUUAAUGUAGUUAGCAACAAAAUCAACUUAAUUUUUUUUAUAAUCUUCAAUACCAUAUUUCUAAUGUUGCAUUUUAUUUUAACUGCUUUCAAACUGGAUAUUUAAUUUUCAGUAAAAUAAGAGUAAAGUAUUGCAUGCUUUUCACAUUUAGAGUGCCAUUUUAUUCGUUCCUAAGUAGGUUGUAGUUUUGAUUGCUUUUAUAUCGUGCCUUCAAAGUGAAGAAAAAUUGACGAACAGAAAAAAUAUCCUGUUUUGGGUAUUUGCUCUUCAUAUAUAUUUUAUCAGAAAUGCAAAAAGUCUCUGGUUUUAAAUAAUUUUACAGUAUUUAAUUUGUAGUAUUUGUGUGCCAAACAUUUUUUUAUGCAUGAUUUGAAUACAAAAAAAUAUUGAGUAUUUUUUAAAUUUGUUAGUUGAACAUUUUGUUUGCCUAUUUGUUUGAUAAAAUCAAACUAUAUUUUCCAAUGCUUUUUUUUUGUUAUCUUGUUUUAAAUCAAGUUUUAUAAAAUUGUAAAUUUGAUAAAAUGAUUUAAAUCAAGUAUUAAUGACUAUAAUCGAUUUCAUUACUUAUUCUAAAUAAAAACGAAACAAACCCUUAGAUUUAUAUAAUUGGUAAGCAUACCAAUAAACAAAGAGAAAAUCUUGCAUGAAAUUCAGAACUUUACUUAGAUUAAGUAAAAACUUAUUUAUAUUAAGAGAUCUUGAAGAUUAUGCAGAGUGGUAUAAAUAAGCUCGGCUCAUAUAAAGAUGUUACGGUACGCUGAAAGUUUUUCAAUGUGUAAGUAUGUAAAAAUUGUAAUAUUUUGUACAUAAAUUUCGGUUUUUGAGAUUGUGAUAUAAAUUUUUUAACUGAUUCUUUUCAAUUUGAAAAAUUUAAUAUAUGUUUAAAAUAGCUGAAAAUGAUAAAUAUGCAAUACCUAUUUUUCCCUACUCUAUAAUUACUAAAUACUGUAAAGUAGUGUUAAUAUAAACAUUUCAUGCUUAAAAAUUGGGAAAUAAUUUCUAGCCAUCUAGCAAAAUGAUUUUAUUGGAAUUCGAAUCUAAAUAUUUCUGGUUCUACUGAGUUAAUAAUAAUUCAUUAUUCUAUUUGGAACAGUGUGAAUGACAUGCCAUUUGGUUGGUAAAAUGUUUUAAUUAAAGAUAGUGUUGAAAUGCAUUAAUAUUUUCUAAGAUUAUUAAAAAUCUUGAAGAGGGUUUUAACAAAAUCUCUUACUAAACAAAUUUUUUAAUUAUUGUGGUAAACUUGUCUAUGAUCAUAACAUGCAUAAAUGUUCUCAUGUGUUUUCUAAUAUUAAAACUCAGAAUUUUGUUUCUAUUCACUUUGCUUUACAGUAUGAAUUUUUAUAGCUAAUAAUCAUGUAUUAAAAACCCAA
This is a messenger RNA of Argiope bruennichi, 3489 nucleotides long. RefSeq names its product wee1-like protein kinase (gene Wee1). Gene Ontology annotation, cellular component: nucleus. The coding region runs from base 133 to 1833 and encodes 566 amino acids. Gene Ontology annotation, biological process: mitotic cell cycle; protein phosphorylation. Lineage: Eukaryota; Metazoa; Arthropoda; Arachnida; Araneae; Araneidae. Gene Ontology annotation, molecular function: non-membrane spanning protein tyrosine kinase activity; magnesium ion binding; ATP binding. The record is from RefSeq and is a predicted model, not a curated record. The transcript is spliced from 10 exons.